CCCCCUGCGACUUUCUAAAUGGGAAACCAAUUCUUCUGCAGCAGCGGACCAGCAGUUGGACAUGAUCAAGGAGCACGGCCACAAAGUGUAGUUUCAAGAAGUUUUGUGGGAAAUUUCUCUCAACAUCCUCCACCACUACCAAACUUUAAUGUACCUCCUCCUAAUAUGUCACCUAUGAAAUUUUUUCGCAAAGUUCCACCACCUAAUAUCCGUCCGCAGACUCAUCCAAUGAUUCCUCAGCAGCUACAGCCAAAUCCGCUUAUACCGCCCCCUCAGCAAGUACCUCCUCCACCCCUUCAGAGUAGUCAAUCGCAGUUCUUUCCACCAAGUCAACCUACCCCUCUUACACUCGGCUUCCUCCUCUGCCACCUUUUCAAGCCAAUGUUACGACUCCACCACUAACACAGUUUUCACACUCUAACCCUAACCCUAUUCAACAGCAAUUUCCUCAAAGCAUCCAGGCUGCUUUUCCACCACAGUAGAAUCAGUUUCAGUUUAAUACACCCCCUCCAAACCUCAACAUCGCGGCCGCUCAACAGGGGAAUUAAGCCGGAAAUAUACCAUGGCCUCUAUAGCAGGUGACUGAUCCAACAGAAAGUGUACCACACUCCGAGUUGGGGUCGCUCUCUGUUCAAACUGGAGCUGUGACGACAUCGAUGUCAGAUGCCUUUGAAUGCAGAGAGGGCUUUCCUUCAGAUACAGAACCGUGCACGCCAUCACCUGUGAAACACAAACCACCGGGGCAUCUCCCUCCACAUUGGAAAUCAGCUACCGAUAGCCAAGGAAAAGUCUACUUCUAUCAUGCCCUAACCAGGUAAGGAAUCUUACUCGUUUGUUAGAACUGUGGCUUUAUUAUUGCUCAAUGCCCACCGUGAGUCCUUGGCAAAUAAUGAACUCUUCUGUAUCUGGGUUUUCUGUCAUACGAUAACUGUGACGAGUUAGUUACUUCUAGGUCUUGGAAGUGUUAAUCAUCUAUUGGAGAAUGAUUCUGUUGUUUUCUUCAGCAAGUAACAUCGCUAGAGCCGUUUGAUUUUCAUGAGAGAGUUAAAAGUGUGUCCCAGGCCCUUGGUCAGUAGCCGUGCACCUGAUGUCUUCUUCCAUGUAUCGUUUUCUUUUAUUUUAUUUGUCGACCAUAAUUUUAUUCCUGGCGACUAUCGCCCAACAGCGUCUACGAAAUAAAAUUGAAAAUGUCUAUUGGAAAAUUCCCCCCAACUCAGUGAUCCUCAUAUUUAACUUUCUUUUCGUACGAAAACCCAGGGGGAUGUUCCAAGCUGGGACAGCAGCCCCUCAUCAGAGGAAGAACACCCUUAUGUUGUCCAAGAACCUGAUCAUACAAGUAUUUCUGCUCACAGCUACGUUGAUAUGGACGAGGUAAGGCAAACCAGCAACUUGAUUGUGGCAACUACUUCCUUGUCCACUCAGAAUGAAAUCUGAAGUCAACUCUUCUUGUUAUUCCUCCAGGAUUCACCACCAAAACCAAAAAUAAAGAAAUUAGCAAAGGCUCCUACAACACCUCCGGAGACCCCCCCUGAAAGCCCAACGCUUACCUAUACCACAGCUCCAGCAGAUACCACUGCGCACAGGAGGGGGGAUCACUUGCUGAGAGAUGGUACCUCAAGUAGUUCCUCGUCACACCAGAGCAAGAACAGAGAGCUUUUUAGAAUGAAGGUCAGUUGAGUCCGUCUCAGUGGUGACGCUACCUUCUCAGAGCCUGUGACGCCAGUGUCACGCCAUGGCUUCUUUCUCAAUAUGUCACGCAAUUGUUAUUGGUUUCAUCAUUGUUUCAGCAUUGUUUCGGAUGUACUGUAUAUCUGUUUACUAACUGAUGUAUUUUCGUUUUCGAUAUUUCUCUCCGCAGCUUUCUAAUGUGGUCGUUAACUGCCUAAAUCCUUUCUUCAAAGUUGACUGUAAGUCAGGCAGGAUCCUGAAUACUGACGAUUUCAAGUAUUUGGCAAGGAAGGUGUGUGUUUCUCUCGCUGAACCUUUUAAUUCUUAAUUUAUUUUGUAGAAAUCAAGUCAGCGUUACUUGAGUCGGUAGUAUUUACAAAGUGAAUUAUAUCCAAUUUUGCAAGUCUGUGGGUGAAACUCUGGUUUAUAGCGUCCAAAUGAAAAAUACUGAAAACUGUUGCUCGCAUGGUAAUGUUUUACUGUGCUCAACAAGGUGUUCUAUCAGUCGCCGCAACAGAGUAUUAAGGGGGGGGGGGCUACAGAAAAGGAGGGAGUCAUUCGAAUACUGCAGAGCCUUAAGGGGGGUCAGAUCAAUUUUAUUUCAAGUGUCUUCUUUCUGAAAUUAACUAUACUGACGAACGUUCUUUUCUUUCGCAGUUAACACACGGAAUCCUGAAUAAGGAGAUGAGCCACUUGAAAGAAGAUGACUCACUGCAGUGCAAUGACUGUCAAAAUCGAAACAAAAGAGUACAUUGAGAACUAUAUGAAAAAGUUUGGACCUGAAUAUAAGAGAUUCUAGUUAGUAAAAGACCUAAGUUUUACUUUGUACAUAUUAUUCUUAGCCGAGGAAACAGUCUUAAAAAGAUGUUUCUAAUAUUAUUUAGGGUGUUAGUUUUAGCAAGCUUUGUAAGAGCUCUUUUCAAUUGUAUGUCGCUGAUGCAAGAUCAAAGAAUUGGCCUUAUAAUCUUAACGAACGAUGAGAACAAGCUAAAAUUUCUGAAAGGAGACAGUGGGAUCUCAAAGUAAAACAGCCAAUCAGAGGAAAGCGCGGAAAAACGUACGUUGCCAAUUCGUGAUUGGUGUUUAGCCUUAGAUCUGAUUGGUGGAGAGGAUGGUGCGAGUUUUCCUGGCCAGUCGUAGAGCUUAUUUAAGCAAAGGAAAGGUAGUCUAGAUUUUAUACGUGGGACACUCAAUUGGAUUUUGCUCUUAACUGUUAGUUUGACAUAGAUUAGUUCAAGUAAGUCUUAGCUUGUAUUUAGGCGUUAUUAACAUUUCAAAUCUCGGAGGAUAAUUGUAAGUACAAAGUUCUGUCGUUUCUGUUAUGUCAUUUAUUAGGAUGUGAAAUAAUUUAUCUUCUUAAAUGCAUCCAUGUAAAAUACUUCAUUAGUUUUGUUCGGACAGUUUUCCGCCGGUUGCUAUCUAUGUGCUCUUGUGAAUGUAUUGCGUUUGUUUUGAUGUCGGUACUGUGCGUUUUUCCUAGAAGGAAAGAGCCAACAUUGAAGAUAACUAGAGAUAGAAACGAAUCCGACUCCUCGUCUAGUUUGUAAAUUAUUUCACACAACUCUACUUUUACUUUUAAAGUUCUGCUGUCACUGUGUUUGUUUGUCACCUUGCUUUUUGACCAUUCAAAUGAAAGCUACGGAGAAGCCCUUUCAUGUGGGACUGUUUAUUCUGCUGUCAAAGAGUUGUAGUACAGUCGUUUUAAACCUUGUUUUAUUCUCCAACGUGUUUCGUCUAGUUGUCGUGGACUUCUGCAAGGAUUUUUACUUGUAAACACUACACGCCGGUAUUUAUAAGCCAUGGUUAGCGGCCAUUGCGUGGGUCAAACACUAUAAAGGCCUGGCCGGAUUUACGAACAGGAACUAGAGAAGUUGUAGAAAAGUUUU
Pocillopora meandrina is the source of this 3554-nucleotide messenger RNA. Lineage: Eukaryota; Metazoa; Cnidaria; Anthozoa; Scleractinia; Pocilloporidae. The record is from the annotation of a GenBank genome assembly.